CGAUUUGCUCACUUGGUCACCAGCACAUUCUUGCCUCGCGGCGUGACAAUGCAGAAGAAAAGAGGCCAUCAACGAAGAACGAAUCCAGGCGGAAAACAGGCGGGCCAUGUCCACCGCCGCCAGGCGACAAGGGGGGAAAAGAAAAAACACCCUGUCUAUAGGUGCCAUGGCAUGCUACAAAAUUAGGGCAAAGUGUGUCUGUCUUGAGCCACGAUGCUCGGCGGGGGAUGAACCGCCUUCUGGGGAAAGCUAGGGGCAAAACGUGGACCGCCAUCUCUCCUCCCCUAGGAUUGGCGUAGCCAAAGGGAAGAAAAAAGCAAGGAAGGAAAAGCCACAUUUCAUUGCAUGUCACACGGAUGUCUUUGAUGCCAUCUUUGACCGACUGCUGUCCUCCCCAAAUCACGAAAAUCUCAGACGCUGUCAAGUCUGCCGUAUGCCUCUUCGGUCGGCCCAUGCUCCUUCCGAUUGGAACCAGGGUAAUGGCGCAAGGUGGAAUUCGACAGAUUCUGUGCAAGGGGCUUGUAGCACCCUGCGGACACCUGCAACCAGGGUGCGGAUGGGUGCUGCAUGUUGUCGGCAAGCCCGGUCGUGUUAGUAACUUGGUGUCACCAUGGUCUCAGACAAGAGCAGCCUGGUGCGGAGGAGCAAAGUCGAGCGGCAACCCAAGUCUCCGAGUUCAUUUGUCACGAGUCUAGGAGGCAGAGUUACUGGGUGCUGGAGUUCUUGUCGCUCUAUGACUUUGGACCUCUAUACGAGCCAAGCGAAAGUCGAAACUUCAGAGAGAUAGAGAUCAGACACCACCGCAUCCAUGUGACUCUUGACAGCUUUCUCCGAGUGGGACUGAUGAUCGCUAUGAUUUGAUAGCUCAGGUAGAAGCGAGGACAUGUUGCAGUUGGCGUACAAUCUGCUGGCGGCUAAUCGUGUCACGCAGAGGCACGAGAGAGAAAGGUGCUCUGUUCCCGAGCGUUGGGUUAUACGAGGGAGAUGUCUAGAGGUCAAGAAAUCCUCAUCACUACCGAGCACUGAAGUCCCGUGAAUCGGGAGUGGGCGCAAACACGCCAAGGACAGAGCUCGAGCCUCGCACUGCACCAAAAAUAU
Messenger RNA from Cladophialophora immunda, 1098 nucleotides. RefSeq lists its product as uncharacterized. The record is from RefSeq and is a predicted model, not a curated record. Bases 357 to 695 code for a protein of 112 amino acids. NCBI's taxonomy places the organism in Eukaryota, Fungi, Ascomycota, Eurotiomycetes, Chaetothyriales, Herpotrichiellaceae. The transcript has a single exon.